Molecule: messenger RNA, 10557 nt
Organism: Odontomachus brunneus
Lineage: Eukaryota; Metazoa; Arthropoda; Insecta; Hymenoptera; Formicidae
Gene: Pde6
Product: cGMP-specific 3',5'-cyclic phosphodiesterase-like
Exons: 13
Coding region: 2250-5390 (1046 amino acids)
Biological process (GO): signal transduction
Molecular function (GO): protein binding; 3',5'-cyclic-nucleotide phosphodiesterase activity
Source: RefSeq, a predicted model, not a curated record
GGAGGAACCCGUGGGAGGCUCGGACGCGUAACCAGCCGAGCUCUGCUCCGCUCCGCCGCGCUGCUCCGCUCUCCUCGAACACCCGCGCCUGACCCGAGAGACUUCAGUAAGCUCGGAGCUUUCAACCGGUCCAUCACGGCUCCACGGCGAGCUCCCCGCUCCGGUAUCCGCGGCGCGAAACGUACACGCCGCAGCGAGCCCCACGUCUUCCACGGGGUGCCACCCGGCCCAGCCUCCAAGAAAUCCCACGAGAUUGAAACGAAACGAAAACCGUUCGGGGUAGACUGGAGGUGGAGAUGAAGAUAGAAAGAGGGUGAGCGGGAGGAACAGAGACUGUGUGCUCCAGCGAGCUGAUCCUCAAGUAUGACAGACCGAGAGGGUGGUGCUUGGGGGGUGAGUCGCGGGCUGCCGAAUUGGUCGAGGAUCUUCCCGAGAUCGACGCGACUUGGCGAUAAUUACUAAUCGCUCUCUAGCCAACGGCGUCGGUCCAUCCAAGACCUUUGGUUCUUCCAACUUCUCUAUUUUUCUCGCUGAGUGAGACGACCCCGCCGGCGAAGGAAGGAUGAAAACGAGGAAGAGGGCCGUUUCGCGAGGACACGCGGUCCGAUGCGGUCUCGAACUUUGGGCCGCGCGCUGAUCCUGCCGCGAAAUCGCGAAAUCGUCCUCGUUGAUUCGGUGCUGUGGAAGUGGGCCUUUUUAUUCGGCUCCGACGACGUGGGGAAAAUGGAAGUCCUCCAGGUGGGGAGGCGAUGAUCUCGCUCCCGGAAGUAGCUCCCGCAAAUCCUGUUGGUCUUUCUAUCUAUCUCUCUCUCUCUCUCUCUCUCUCUCUCUUUCCCUCUCUCUUUCUCUCUUUUUCCGAGAUUCACGUCGAUCGCGCGUGGUCUCGCAUCUUGUCGCGUGAUCUUGCCGCGACCUCGGCGGAGGCCGCGCAGCGAGGGAGCCUCUAAUCACCGCGGUAAUUUGCGCGCUAAUUAGAUAACGACACGCGCCGCGGUCGGUGCUUGCGUGGGAAGUGACCGCGAGACGGUCGGCGAGGUGGGAAAAUCGGAUGGCGUCUGCGGCCGCGCGACUGUCGAACGCGGCAUCACCCGAACCUAGUGCAAACGUGUGCCGUCGGGUGUAUAGCGGACAUAUCGAGCGAACCUAAUCAAGUGAGGGAAAAAAAAACUACGCGGGCUACGUCCGCGCGUCUGCGUGAUCGCAGGUGCUCCCGAAUUCUCGCGAAACUCCGAACUUCCCUCAGCGAUCAACGACUUCCCGGCCCGUCCAGAAUAACGUGGAAGGACGCUGCGUCUGAUGCAGAUUAACGGAAGAUCAUCCAGUUAGCUUCGGUGUGUGCAAAGUAAUCUCGCAGGAUCCUCGAGAUCGUUGAGAGGAUCGCCUAACCCUUCCGACCUGUCGAGGGCGACGUGGGAAGGUGUGCGAUUUUCACGUGUGCCCGUGUUGAAAAAAAAUAGUGACGCGCGGUCGGGGAGAAUGCCACGGCCUGCUAAGGGACGAUGAUGUCUGCCCGAUACGGUGGCCGUCAACGAAGGACUCGAUCGUCCAUGGAGACGAGCCCUCAUGUGCGUGAAGAAAUCGCGAAUGACAUUUUGCAGGAGUGAUGGCUAUUCCGGGCCGGGCACGCGGGUGUGCUGCGCUCACAAGAAGACACUCCUUGGGAAUGCUUCUCUGCCGCAGAUUCGAGUUUGCGGUGCUCGCAAAGGCGCAUGCAAGUGCCGGAAAGCAAAGGGGCAACGAGACGUGAAGCUUCCUCAUUCGCACGGCUCUCGUAGCGAGCAUAACUGAACGUUCCUAUUGCGCUCGAUGCACGUUACAUUAAGCUCAAGGUGAUAUGGAAGCAGAAGACGAAGUGGAUGAUGAGUUGUCGGAGGCCGCCGACACGGAAGUAAUUAAACAAUUUGCAUUAAUGCUUUCGUCGCGUUGUAACCGUGCAGCUACGUUUCGACAAUAUGUCUGAACAAAUUAAGGAAUGUUUUUGACGACGUCGGAGUUAUUUUCAAAAAUUAUGUGUGAGAGAAGAGGAGUUCGUGUAAAAGAGGAAGGCAAUAAAUUACAUUUCGAAUUUACACGUUGCCGCAUAGAAAAGAAUCAAUCCGUCCAAAUCCGGAUGCUGCUCUUGACGUAACGACGGAAGUCGCACAGUUAUCGCGCGCGCGCGCGCGAUUUCCUGACCGCACAUUACAUGUCGCGAGCUAACUCGGACGAAUCAGGCGAAUCACAACAACAACAUCGAGAGCUUCGAGACAAUGAAGAUCUCGACUAAGCCGGUGUCCUCGCGGACCCCGGAGAAGGACGAGUGUCCUUUGGUGCGCUCGUUCAAUCCCCAGGAAUCGCAACGUGCAGCCAAUCCCGCCGACGACAGUCCCGAAACACUCAAAACGUCCGCGCGACCAGAAUCAAAAAUAGUACCCCUAAGUACAAGUACAAAGACUGACGUGAAGGAGGGCAGAUUAUGCAGGAGCAAGAAGGUCAGCUGCCAAGACACCAUACACGAAUACGACGAGGACGACAACCUCACCAUAGACAGAGUCGGCAGGUACCUGGAGACACAUCCCGCUCUAGUAGAGACGUGGCUGCGGGAGAAUGCGAGCCUCCAGCUUCGACAACGAUUGCAGAGCACAUGUAUACAACAGCAAACGAGAGCACCGAGCACGUCAUCGAGCGUGCAUCAAGAGGAAAGUCUCCUCCUCGGACACGGCAAACGCAACAGCGUCACGUCCGAUCUCUUUCAAACUUGGCUGGCUUCGAGUUCACCCGCGAAGCGCAGCAAGAGUCCCAACAGGACUCACAGCUUGUUGAUGGGUCGUCGCGAAGAGCUGGGCCGGCUGGACGAGAGCGACCUGUUCAUGGAGCUAAUCCGGGAUGUGGCAAACGAGCUCGACAUCAACGUGCUCUGCCAUAAGAUCCUGGUGAACGUCGGCCUACUCACCCACGCCGAUCGCGGCAGCCUGUUCCUGGCGAAGGGACCCUUAGAGGAUCGGUACCUGGUGGCGAAGCUAUUCGACGUCACCCAGGACACCGAACUCGAGGAGGCCGUACAACGGGCUAAGAACGAGGAGAUUAAGAUACCGUUCGGAGUCGGUAUCGCCGGUUACGUGGCGCAGACUAAGGAAAUUAUCAACAUCACGGACGCUUACAAGGAUCCGAGGUUCAACAGCGCCAUCGACAUGCGGACUGGGUACAAGACGACGCUGAUCCUGUCGAUGCCUAUCUGCAACUACGAGGGCGACGUCAUCGGAGUUGCUCAGAUCAUCAACAAAACGAACGGCAGCAACGAGUUCACCGAGAGGGACGUCGAGGUGUUCCAAAGAUACCUCACCUUUUGCGGCAUUGGGAUACAGAACGCACAAUUGUUCGAGCUGUCCGUGCAGGAGUACAGGCGCAAUCAGAUACUCCUCAACCUGGCGAGGAACAUAUUCGAGGAGCAGAACAAUCUCGAGUGCCUUGUCACGAAGAUCAUGACCGAAGCGAAGGAGUUGCUCAAGUGCGAGAGAUGCGCCGUUUAUCUGCUGGAUUUGGACUGCGGCGAGGCAGGCCAUCUCGAGAAAAUCGUCGAGCGGCCCGGGAAAUCGGUGCAAGAGAGCAGAAAGCCGCUGUCGAGGCGAGAGGCGGCUCAGAGCAACAACAUCGACAUGGAGGACAUUAUGCAGCAGCACACAUCCUCCGACGGCAACAAAUUCACCAUGGUCUUCGAGAUGGAGAACGAGACGCAAGAAGCCCGAGUCUAUCGGCCAAAUACGAGCGACCUAUCGAGCUCGUUGGGACAAAUCGCGAGGUACAUCGCCGCUACGGGCCAAAUCCUUAACAUCGGCGACGUCACCACAUGGCUGAAGAAGGAUGUGAUGGAGAGCGGGAGAGAACCGAUCAGGAGUAUUCUCUGCAUGCCGAUCGUCAACGGGCAGAGAAUCGUCAUCGGGGUCGCCCAGUUAAUCAAUAAGGACAACGGCACGUCGUUCACCGACUCAGACGUCUCGAUAUUUGAGGCGUUCGCCAUCUUCUGCGGCCUCGGCAUCCACAACACGCAGAUGUACGAGUCCGCCUGCAAGCUGAUGGCAAAGCAAAAGGUGGCCCUCGAGUGUCUCAGCUAUCAUGCGACUGCCAACAACGACGACGCUCUGAGGUUGACCUCCGAUCUCAUACCGUCCGCGGAAACAUUCAACCUCUACAGUUUCACUUUCAUCGACUUCGAUCUCACAGACGAGGACACGUGUCGUGCCACUAUCAGGAUGUUCAAACAGUGCGAUCUGAUACAGAAAUUUCAUAUACCGUACGAUGUCCUGUGCCGAUGGAUUCUCAGUGUGAAGAAAAAUUAUAGACCGGUAAAGUACCACAACUGGAGGCACGCGCUGAACGUCGCGCAAACGAUGUUCGCGAUGUUGAAAACCGGCAGAAUGGAGCAGUUCAUGACCGACUUGGAAAUUUUGGGACUGCUGGUGGCUUGUCUUUGUCACGAUCUGGACCACCGCGGCACCAACAACGCCUUUCAAACGAAAACGGAAUCACCGUUGGCGAUCCUCUACUCGACGAGUACAAUGGAGCAUCAUCACUUCGACCAAUGCGUCAUGAUUCUCAAUUCCGACAGCAACAACAUCUUUCAAAGCCUCUCGAUGGAGGAUUACAGGCGAGUGAUGAGGGUCGUGGAGAGUGCUAUCUUGUCGACCGACUUGGCGAUGUACUUCAAGAAGAGGAAUCGCUUUAUGGAGGUGAUCGACGAAGGCGAAUUCGACUGGCAAAGCGAAGAGAAGAAAGAAUUACUGUGCGGCAUGAUGAUGACGGCCUGCGACGUGAGCGCCAUAGCGAAGCCCUGGGAGGUGCAGCAUCGCGUGGCGAAGCUGGUGGCCGACGAGUUCUUCGACCAAGGUGACUUGGAGCGCCUCCAGCUGAACCAACAGCCGGUGGCGAUGAUGGACCGCGAGAGGCGAGACGAGCUGCCGCAAAUGCAGGUUGGCUUCAUCGACGUGAUCUGCCUGCCGCUUUACAAAGUCAUGUCGGAGACGUUCCCAUGGAUACUGCCGCUCUACGAGGGCACGAUGGAGAACAGGAAGCACUGGCAAGAUCUCGCGGAGAAGGUCGAGAUGGGGCUCACGUGGAUCGACCGCGACACGAUCGAGGAGCCGGUGGAAGAAUUCGUCUCCUACGAGCCCAAAGACAUCGAAUUCACGGUCACGACUCUGAACUGCGCCCACGCCGACAAGAAAGAAGUGCCGGACAAGUCGGCGUUCGGCAAGUUCGCCUCGCUGAGGAAAGGCGGUCGUACGUUGAGCAAGGGUGUCCGACAUCGUAUCAGCAGGUCGCUCUAUGCCCGCAGCAGCUCCGAGGACGCCGGCAAGUCGAAGGCGUUGCUGCCGGAGCGGAAGAAUCGAAACAAGCUGUGCCUGCUCAUUUGACGGCUAACUUCGACGACGCUCGAGAGCAUACCGGAGUAAUGGCUACACAACAUGGCGAUACUUGGAAACGAGUAUUUAGUUACACACGUCGCAGCUUCCAGGCCGUGGAGGACGGACAGCCUUUAACGUUAGAAUCGCCUGCGAAGUUCGACGGGUGAGAUCGCGGCUAUCAUUGAGCGUAAAGAACUUUAGGGUGACCUAGAAGUGGCUCUUUACGACGAUAACAGACAAUAGCCGGUGGUGAAAGCGUGAAUUGCAAGACGGAGAAACCGCCGUCUGCUUGGUUAACACGCGAGGAUCACUGUCGAAGGAUACUACAAUUAGAUAAAUCGUUCGAAGAGGGUUUGAAGUUACUUUUACAGAAGCGGAGUACUUACGGGAAAUGAAUCCUUAACAAGAACUCUCUGGCCAGAAAGAUAAAUAGAUAGAUAGAUAAAUAGAUAGAGAAAGAGAGGAAAAAAAGAGAGAAUGGUGAUCGAGGAAAUGAUCAUACCACGACUAUUUUACAGUCCAGAAUAAUCAUUCGAUAAGAUCAUCAGUCGAUUGAAAUGAAAGGAAGAACGAGCAACGGAAAUAAGUAACGUUGAGUUUCGCAACUCGUGAGAACCGAGUGCUCGAGACGAGUUUAAUUGAAUUGGAUAAUGGAGAUGAAGAGAGAUUGCCAAUAUCGGCGAAGAGACGGUUACUAAGCCGAAAAGUGUUUCGAUUGCAGAGGAUGAGCGAGGAGCUAACCAAAGUAGAUCCAAAGAUAAACGAGAGCCCGAAAUUUCGAUCGAGUUGUCGAGAAAUCAGUUGACUGUUCAAUUGUAGAAACAGAAACGAGUAAAAAAAAAAGAGUACUUGCGUAACAACCACCUCCUCCGGGGAUCGUUCCUAGAAAAGGAUUCGUACUCGAGGAAGAUAUUUUAUCGAUUCCGACGUACAUAUUCUCCGCGGUACCAUUACCAAAAGUAGAAAGCCGACGAAUCAAAAUAGCGAAACGACAACGCUAAUGGCAAACCUUCGCGACGUAAGGACGUAGAAGCAUGCACCCCAAAAAAGGGGGAACAGCAGGAGAAGGAAGGGCAGGAGGAAAAAGAAGCAAAAGAGCUCUCCAAAUUUCUCGGAGUGAAAUAUCACGCAAAACGAAUGAAAAGUGGCAGUACUUUCACGCGAAGUAAUGGUGAACUGUCGCUCAAAAUCGCACGAGUGAAUGUUUCCUUCGAGUGAAUUCUGCGGCCAUAUGAAUAAAUGUUUCAAUCGAUCGUGGUGCGGCAGAAUCAUUCUUCAAUUUCGAGUGGAAAUAUUCACUGGGCGAUUCAGAGUGGAGAGUUCACUCUAUACGAGCGAAAAACCACUCGAAUUCGAGUGUAUUGGUGGUCAAUCUACUCUUUGAGUAAAGUUUCACUCCAGGAAAUUUAAAGGGAAGGAAAGAGAAAACCUAAGGAAAGGGAGAGAUGAUCUCACACACAUCGGAUCCCGAGAAGACUGUUGGCUGUAGGUUUUAAGGCGAUAACAUGUAGAGGGUAUUUGCGUAAAACAUGUACAUUUAGUCGAUGGCUAGGUAGUUAGAACACGGUCGGUCGUUGCACCUCACAACGACAUUGCUCAUAAUCGCAAUUGUAGAGCGCGAGGGAGUGUGCUGUGUGUGCAUGUGAACGUCGUGACGUCGGGGCGUCGGAUGACGAGUUCCAUUUUGACAAUCUUUUUGUAUCACAUCUCGAUAUCUCCUAGGUUAUAGUACAUAUACAUAUAUAUGUAUAUACAUAUAUACAGUUCGGAGGACAAGAAAGGAUGGAGGUAACACGUGCUUACGGAUUGCAAGGAUACGUGCGAAGACGAAGGACUCGCGAAUAUGCUGCUCCAUGAUAUGCAUGAAUUUUCACGAGGAAUAAGCGCCAAUUGUACCGUAUCGUGCACAUUUCCCGUUUCGCAGGCAACCGACGCGGUUUUAAGGUAAACGAGAAAGUUGCUCAAGUCACUUUAAGUAAAUAAGUUUCAAGCAUUUCGGAUCUUAGGAAAGUUUUCAAAGAAAAAGAGAGAGAGAGAGUUAACACAUAUUUUGUAAGCGAGCAAUCUCGAGCAAAUCUGAAGCGUUUUAAAUUUUCUAGAUAACGGGCUCCCCGUCUCAUUAAGUGAGCAGAUCGUUUUGAAUUUUCUGCAAAGAUCUUGAAUCGUCACGUCCCUGUAACGUUUUAAUUUUUUUCUAUCUGAGGAAGAUACACAAAAUUCUCCGUGUGCUUUUUCUCCGAGAAACUUAGAACUGACUUGGGUAGUCGGGAAAUAUACGAUCCUCACAUUUCCCAACGUAUGAUAACGGGAUCUCGCUGUAUAACGAAAUCGUGAGAAUCGUUCUGCGUUUGCAGUUUCAGCGUGAAUCUCUUGCUUUGUCGAGUGCGGUCUUGCGUUUUAUGGGAGUAAUUACGGAUCGGGAAAUCGACUUUGAAUAUUAACUGAAAAGUAUUCUCUUAAAGUGAAUCAGUGAAAAUAUUUCCGAUUGAAUCAGCAAAAGGAGUAUUUCACUGAUAAUCAGUGAAUAUUCGCUGAUUUUCAGUGGAAUCACUGCCACUUUACUGUCCCGUCUUGUAUCUCACUGAUUUUGAUCAAUGGAAAUGAGAUUUCGUUACAGUCUCUGUACAAAUUCGUUGCAUCAUUGGUUACAAGUGUAGCAUCCGAGAGAGGAAUGCACUGAUUCAUGAUUGCGAAUAAUUAACUACUUUUUUAAUUAAUUAUCAUGUUUAAUUGACGAGUAAUAUGAGCUAAUUCAAAUGAAGACCGUUUAGUUGACGAUUGAUUUCAACAAAUUCAAUCGAAAAUCGUUCGAUUGACGAUUGGUUUUAACGAAUUCACUUGAAGACCGUUCAAUUAACGAUUGAUAUGAACAAAGUGAACCAAGGAACCGUUUAGUUAAUAAUUAAACUUGGUAAAUUUAAUUAAAAGACAACUGACGCUCAACUGACGAUUGAACUCAACAAAUUUAAUUAAAGAACGUUCAAUUAACGAUUGAUAUGAACGAAGUGAACCAAGGAACCGUUUAGUUAAUAAUUAAACUUGGUAAAUUUAAUUAAAAGACAACUGACGCUCAACUGACGAUUGAACUCAACAAAUUUAAUUAAAAAACGUUUAAUUGACGAUUGAUAUGAGCAAAAUCAGUCAAUUCAAUCAAUUAUUGCUCAGUGACAAUUGAUAUGCUCCUUUAAAUACAGGUCCUGCUCAAUCAUUGGUAUUUUCCACAAUGCCACAAAGCUCUGAGAAUUGAAUAUUAUCCGCGAAACCAAUUGUAACCUUGAGCAAUCAAACGCUUUUCAAUUGGAUUGACUGAAUUUGCUCAAUCGUCAAUUAAACAUCUUUUAAUUAAAUUUGCUAAGUUCAAUUGUUAAUUGAACGUUCCUUGAUUCUCCUUCGUUCAUAUCAAUCGCCGACUGAACGGUCUUUAAUUGGAUUCGUUGAAAUAAGUCGUCAAUUAAACAUUCUUCGGUUGAUUUGGCUUCAAUCAAUUAGAUAAAUUAAAACGUAUUUGCUCAAAUCGCUCGUAUUGCGACUCCGAUCUUUCUUUCAACAAAAAUCAGUGCGCGAUAAUUGACUCCCAUGGUUUCCUUUUUCUCUUGUAGUUUCUUUCCUUUUCUUGUAUUCCUUUUUAUCCUUUUCUUGUAUUCCUCAAACGACAUUUAAUGCAUCGGAUUGUCGUGUAAAAAUUAUUAAAUUGAGAAAAAUUUAACUAAUCAUUUUCACAGCUCGGCACUGAUUGUACUUUAAAGAGUACAGAAUUAUGAGGUAAUCGGGCUCGCACUUGCGAUUUACACUCCCCUGAUAGCAUCGAGAUGCUCGGGAGGAAGCGUUUAUUCUCGCGCGCUCAAUCCGCUAUACUUUCUCCGUAGCGCGACUUUUUAACUCUAAUCCAAUUCAUUCUCCGAUGCCAUCGCUUGUACGUGUGUACGUAACGAUCGUGGGUACAUAGCGAGCGGCACUUUAGCGUGUCCGUGAUGGUAAUCAGUGCUCGUAAACGGAGGCAAUGAUCGGAUUAACUCAUGCACGCACGCACGCACGCAACAAACAAAGCGUAAUCCGUGACGCAAGCAUGAUCGCGAGUCCACCGAUUAUUUCCAGUUCGAGUUUUGUAUAUUGACUCCCUUCGCGGAAGAUUGGCAAACGCGAAUCGCGCAGUUCGUGCUAUCUUUUUCAUACACUGACAGAAAUUAUUCGACAAAAAAUUAUCAAAUAAAUAUUUUCGAUCAAAAUCCGAUCAGGAAAUGUCCGACGAGAAAUUCUCAAAUUUUUUAUCGGUUUAUCUGACAAAAUAUUGUUAUGAUCGGAAGUGUCCGAUUAAAUUUAAUCAGACACUCAGACAUAAAAAUUGAUCGGAAUUUGACCGGAAAUGUCCGUUUGACAAUCUCUUGUCGAAUAAUUUCUCUCUCAGUGUUCGUUUCCAUUCCAUCCAUUCGUUUUGUGCGCGUCUUAGUCGGACGCGACUCCGAUUUUUCGACAAAAAUCAGUGCGCGAUCAUUGAGUCUCGUGGUUUCCUUUUUCUUUUAUAGUCUCUUUCUUUUUUUAUCCUUUUCUUGUAUUCCUCAAACGACGCUUAACGCAUCGGAUCGUGUGAAAAGCCAAUAUGAGGCGCGAUUGGUCAUACAUAUUAACAGAAUUUCUCGAAAACGCAUCGUGUGUGGGUGUGUGUGUGUGUGUGCUUUCGGCCGAGUCUGAGAAUUAAAGCAACACGAGAGUGAGACUGGUUUCUAGUCUUUUGAUAUAGCUGCGAAUCAAUAUGCCUAUCAGAAAUUGUUGCACAUGGUUAAAUAAAAUCUGGAUGUGCUCAAAAAGAGUGUGUCGUUAAUUACUUCAUUCAUUUGAAGUCCUUAGAGAUGACGUAAGUUCAUAUGACGCUCCCGCUUAGUCCUUAGAUAAGAGAUGGAAAAUAACAUCGAGCUCUCAUUGCAGUACUAAUUGCAGUAUCAUAGGUAAAAAGUAAUAUCGGGCUCUCACUGGAACAUUGUUACUUUCUCAACCGCGAAUACCAAUUUCCUUUCCAUCACCAUGAUCGCGUUCACGUGGCGAUGCGAUCCUUGAUUCGUCUAGACGACAUCCCAGGGGUCGAUUUAUCCAACCUCUUGCUAAGCUAACUGACAGUUAAAUCUUAUAUCUAUUUCUACCUAAUUUAAAGGAAAAACAAAGACAGACGUAUGAGUUAACU